Physcomitrium patens is the source of this 1984-nucleotide messenger RNA. The record is from RefSeq and is a predicted model, not a curated record. Lineage: Eukaryota; Viridiplantae; Streptophyta; Bryopsida; Funariales; Funariaceae.
GACUGCCACUUCAAGUGCAGCACACGAAUCACCCAUUUACCUACUGAGUGAUCAGAAAGAGGUUUGGGAGUAGAUGGUGUGAGAAGCGUAGGAUUUGUAGCAGGUCCCUUGCAUAGUGAAGCUCUGCUGUGUUGUCAAUUCGGGUACCUCAGUUUUAGCAUUCCUGGGUACGUGUUUGUGUGAGAGCUCCUGCAGCUUUGUUCUCUCAUGUGGAGGAAAUUCUUGAAACGAUGAUGCAAUUUUUUUAGGAUUGUGACUAGUCUGUUGAGGCGCCUGUGGAAGAAUUUUCUGCAGAGCCAGAUUCAGUUCUUGAGAAUGGGGUGUUUGGAGAAUGAUGGAGGCUCACCUGAAAUUCUGACGAUCCCACCAGCGGUCCGCCACAUAGUCACCAUUCCCUAUGCAGACUUGUUGAAAGAGGAUUUCGAUUUAUCACUGGAGCUGGAGGCCGGCUUCGGUCCCAAUUCACUCGGCAUUGUGGCUGUUUCAGGCGUUCCUAAGUACAGUGAAUUGCGUUCGAGGCUUCUGCCCCUUGCAUCCAGGAUGGCUGCGCUCUCUGAAGAGUCAAAAAUGUCACUAGUUGAUCCUGCAAGCAGGUUCUCUUUUGGUUGGAGCCAUGGAAACGAAAUGCUAAGAUCUGGCCAACCAGAUGUAUAUAAAGGCUCAUUCUAUGCGAAUCCUAUUGUCGACGUGCCCACAACCGAUGAAGCUCUUAUUGAAAGGUACCCUUCAUACUGCCGCCAAAACAUAUGGCCUAGAGAGGAUUUGCCGGAACUUGAACCGGCAUUCAAGGAGCUUGGACGCCUCAUGUUAGACGUGGGGCUGCUACUGGCCCAUCACUGCAGCAAAUUUGUGUCGGCUAGAAAACCUGAUUAUGAAGAAGGAAAACUUGUGAGGAUGUUGAAGAGUUCGAAAUGUCACAAAGGUCGACUCUUGCAUUAUUUUCCGGCAUCUAACAGGGACACAGAAGAAUGGGAGAAAGGUCUAGCGUCAUGGUGUGGAUGGCAUUUUGACCACGGAUCUCUAACAGGUUUGACACGUGCAACGUACAUGAAGGGAAAGGACCAGGUUCCGAAUCCUGAUCCUCAAUCUGGCCUCUACAUCCGUGACAGACUGGGAACCAUUACCAAGGCGGUGUUUGCCGAAGAUGAUAUAGCUUACCAAAUGGGCGAAGCCACUGAAUUUCAUUCAGGGGGUCUCUUCCGGGCCACGUUACAUUGUGUACAGGCAGCGCGUGGGGAAGCUGCAGUAGGAGUGGACCGCAACACAUUUGCAUUGUUCAUGCAGCCCCAAUGGGAUGAACCGCUUAUUUUACCAGAAGGCCACUGUGAUCGAACUGAGUCGCAUGAAGUUGUCAACUUCGGGGACUUUACCAAUGACCGACUCAACAAGUACUACGGAAGUUGAGGCAAGCCUAGCAUAUUGGUGGGAAUUGUGUAUACAUUUUGGGGGUAAAGUAGUUGCUUCUAAAUUCCGAAGCAGAAAACCUUAACGAGAAAAAUGGAUUAUUUUAUUGGAGUACCAGUGAAAAGGACCUUGAGAUUUCAAGACUUCAAAAAUUUAGGAGCAUGUACUCGAGCUUUCUGAAUAUUCAUGUAGAUCGCAUUCUCUAACAAGUUUUAGAAAUCUUCGGAGGUUUACUUAGCACUUACCAAGAUGAUUCUUUAGAUUGAAAAAAAUGUUAUGUUCUGUCUUACAACUAUAGCCUUCAUCCUCUUUUAAAUUUUAAGUAAUGUCAGCAACCUAACAUAACAUUUUUUUUGACAAGGAUGGGUCUGAAACUGGUAUGACACCUACUGACUUGUCAUUUUAUAUUCACAAAAAUGACAACAAUGGUGGGUGAAUGUGAGUUCUUAUGGCCAAGUAAGGGUUGAGUAUGAGAAAUUAGGUUAUCACCAUGUCUUGUGGGAGAGCCUUGGGAUGCAAAACCAUGAUGAUGGAUGGUAAAGCAACCUGACCAAUUUUAUAACAAUUAUUUUUUCAUAAU